Messenger RNA from Sclerotinia sclerotiorum 1980 UF-70, 738 nucleotides. RefSeq lists its product with no specific name. The record is from RefSeq and is a predicted model, not a curated record. The transcript has 2 exons. NCBI's taxonomy places the organism in Eukaryota, Fungi, Ascomycota, Leotiomycetes, Helotiales, Sclerotiniaceae. The coding region runs from base 1 to 738 and encodes 245 amino acids.
AUGCAUAUCCCAAACAUCCCAAGCCUCCUCAAACUCUCCCUCCUCCUUUUCACAUUCCUCUGCAUCGCAGCCCCAACUUCUGUGUUUACGGCUCCGGCGGGUGCAGUGGUUGAGUAUACGCGUGCUUCUCAGGAUUCUCGGAGUUUUCAAGAUUCUCAUUCUGAGAUUAAUCUUGUGGAGCUUGCUGAGAAGAAUGAUGGUUCUGGGGAUUUGGUUCGGAUUUCUGGGGAGAGUGAUGGGAUUGCUGAUGGGAUUGCUGAUGGGGUUCGGUUUGUCGAGAAGCGUGACGGUUCUGCUGAUUCGAUUCAACUCGAUAAUACCAUCAACCUCGUUCAACUCCCUAAGAAGCGUCAAGAUACCCCGCUCGAUCUCAUUCAACUCUCAAAGCAUGCCAUUCCUACCAACCUCUUCCAACUUUCGGAGAAGCAUGAAGAUUCCCCCAUCAACCUCAUCGAAUUCAUCUCACUCACUAACCAUCAAACCCACAAACAUAAAUCCACGCAUCCUCGUAAUGUCCAAGAUACAUCCAUCAACCUCGUCAAACUCAGCAAUCGUCAAGAUUCCCCCACCAACCUCAUCGAACUCAGCAAUAGCGCCAAAGCAAAAUAUCUCCAAACUAGACAAAAUGAUUGCGGUUCUUCACCAUAUCAAAACCCUUCAUGUAGUGCUGCUGGUGGCUUGAGUGUUCGGGGUUUUAUGGUGGUUGCUUUUGUUAUGGUUGCGGUUUUGAUGGUUUGA